Molecule: messenger RNA, 486 nt
Organism: Zasmidium cellare ATCC 36951
Lineage: Eukaryota; Fungi; Ascomycota; Dothideomycetes; Mycosphaerellales; Mycosphaerellaceae
Exons: 1
Coding region: 1-486 (161 amino acids)
Source: RefSeq, a predicted model, not a curated record
AUGCCUAUGCAGACUCGCAACGACGCUCGCUUCAGCACCUACUCCGGCGCACCCUCGCUGCAGCCAUCCAUCGCGCCCACCCUCGACACCACAUCCAACCGAUCCUCCACCCAGCAGUAUGGCUCGCGCUUCAGCGAGCAGACUUUCUUGACGCCGCAGACCAUUCCAGAGCGGGGAGUCCGCACCGUCUAUGGGAAUGCAGACCCCGCCGCCGCCUCGAGCUCACUCACCCUCUCAUCGAGCGACCCUAAGACGGCCGAGAUCAAGACCUUCGCCAACGUCCUCGACCGCAUGAGCGAUUCGCGCGCAGACAAGCAGAGAUUCGUCAUGAGCAACAACAAGACGGAGGAGGUCAGCAAGAUCGCCCUCGGCGCCAAGGUGGAGAGAGCGCUAUCGAGGAGGAUGGUCGGGCAGGAUGCCACGUUUCGCCCUAAGAAGCCCGUUGCCAUUGACGAGAAGCGGGCGCUGGAAGUCGAGGCGAAUUAG